Molecule: messenger RNA, 17283 nt
Organism: Cuscuta epithymum
Lineage: Eukaryota; Viridiplantae; Streptophyta; Magnoliopsida; Solanales; Convolvulaceae
Source: the annotation of a GenBank genome assembly
AUUUAAUUGUUUUUGGCAAAUAAUUUUGUUGUAAUUAUAUAGGUUGUGAUCUAUAACAUAAAUAAUUAGUGUUGGGAUAUAUUAUCCCGGCCUAUUACUGUUCAUGAGCCCAAGACAUUACUCACUACGGAGCCCGAGCAGCUAGACCCAUUUCGGCCCAUCCGGCCCACUUUAGCCAUUUCGGCCCGCUUCGGCCCACGCGGCCCGUUAGGGUGGAGAGCAUCCCCUCCCCCUAUUCUCUAUAAAUAUGGGAGCUUCCCUCCAUAUUAUGGGCCCUUUUUAGCUCUCCUUCCUCCUUUCUUUUAGACUUAGCUCAAAUACCCCAUGAAUGGGAGCUUGUACAAUGUAAUGGUGAGGAGAGUCCUAAUGAGAAUUGAGAGGGCUUGGACAUUAGCCUAAAAAGUCCCGUGGUUUUCUCCCUUUCGGGUUUUCACGUAAAAACUGAGUUGUUCAUACACAUUUAUACAUAUAUUUACUAUAUCGUGUUGGAUUAAACUCAACACUGGCGCCGUCUGUGGGAAACUGUCCAAAAAGAUUCAUGUGUUUCUACUGUUCUUGAGUUUUCUACAAAAAAAAAAUCCAUACGAAAAGCUACUGGCUUCGGCUUGAUUUGCCACAAAAGAGAUACAGAAAAUGGACUGAUUUUCAACAAGGGAAGAAAGAGGAAAAAGAUUCUGAGGAAGGGAAGAAGAAGCUAGGAAGCUACGAAAAUCUGGAAAGCCAAAUAUGAAUUUUUUCCAGAUCUAUUUUUGAGGUCACCGGAGCCGUCGCAACCAUCCCCGCCGCGGUGGACCUCCGGUGAAGUCAGUUGCGCCAGACGAAGCUCGCUGCAGCACCCCAGCUGUUUCAGGCGGCCACCACCUCAGUCGCACACCACCGCUCGUCAUCAGCGACAUGGAGCUGACGCAACCUGAAGGAAAUUCCGCCAUUAAUGGCGGCUUGAAGCUUAGGGAAGGUACACCUCGAAGCUCUGCCGGACCCACCUGGCCCGGCCUCGGUCGCUGCCCUUGCGCCGCGGCAACCGCCCGUACCGCCGUCGAUGAGGGCUCACGCAGUUGGCCUCGGGUCGGUGGAUGGAUGCUUCAGCUAGCUUCCCAAAAGAUACGAAGUACAGCAUAUGGAUCAGAUGCCUUGGUUCUCCAAAGGCCACGUCCACUGGAGGAAUGGUGGCAGACGGAUAAGUUUGAGCACCUUGACCAAGUCAAAUAGCAAAGGAACCAAAUUAAGUUGAGGAACUCACUGGCCGGAGGUCUAUACCAAAGGCUUGGAGCAUUAGUUUGAGAAAUCAAUAGUUGGAGUACUUUUGACCAAAGUCAAAAUCAAUGGAAGGGAGCAAAUCUGGCUCUAGAAUCCCUCCUGACCGAAGCUUUAUCUCCAAAGCUAAGUACAUAUACAUACUCUUAAGUUGGUGCAUUAAUAGUUAAUUGUUUAAAAUAUUAGUAUUGCUAGUAUUUUUAUCACCAUUAUUUAUUAUGGGAUUAAAAUAUCCCAGAAUUAAAUAGUGUGAGCGAUGCUCUAAGUGAUAAUUAAUUUCACCGUCAUUUUAAUUAAUGAUGGGUUGUGGUGGGCCCGUUGGCCCGCUCCUGAUCGGCUUAAAUUAGCAGGCGGAGAAUACCGGAAUGGCUUUUGAUAGGAAAGUAUCAUUACUAUUACCCGUUACGUCACUAUUAUUUAUUAGGGAUAAAAAUGUCCCGAAUUAAAUAAUGUGGAGCGAAGCUCUGGUGAUGUUUGGUUCAGCCAACAUUUAUUGAAUAUUUAAUUUCUUGUGGGCCUGUUGGCCCACCCUCGAUCAGCUUGAUUAAGUGAUCCGAGCGUCUCCAGAAGGGCGAUGCCCCGACGACGCGUUUGAAUUUGAGGGUUGCGCAUUAGUCCGCACGGCACUACGUGCCCGAUCGACGAUCGUACCCCAGUGUCAUUUACGCCAUUAGGCGUGAAAUGAUUAUUGCCAAACGUGGCCUGUGGGGCCCGAAGGCACCAAAGCACCCAACCUCCUUUUUCUGAGGGCAGUGCGACCAACUUGGGUCUGAGUUUGAAAACUCACGGACCGAUGAAUAUCUCUAUGUGACGUUCGGCGGGCUGCUAAUUGGCCCCGCCGCGAGCUGCUACGUCCAUUAACCCCGCACGAUGAGCCGGGCCGAGGGUCACGAUGACCCAUAGACCGGUAAUCGUGGGUGUUAGAAAGAAAACCAUGCAGAUGGUUAUGUGUGUAUACAUAUUGUCGGGUCGUGCGGCCCGUUACCAUGCUUAUUGCGCAGCUGAAGCCGCUCGACGCGCUCGAGUGAAAUGAUUAGAAGACGCUCGGCCCGAGUCUUGAAGACGUGCAGGGCCGGCCAAAGAGGAGACCAUCACGGCUGAGGCACCCCCCUUCCCGACGUGGGGUCCGUUUUCUCGAGCAUCUCCACCUAGAGGCCGAGGGCCUAGAGGAGACCACCACGGUUGAGAGCAGUGGGACGAGCAUCUCCACCCCAGAGACCGAUGGCCUAGGAAGAACACCUAGAGGCCGAGGUCUAGAGGCGAAUGCCAUGACAGAGAACCGUGAGACGACCACCCGUCAUUCAGAGGCCGAGGGCCUAGAAGAGAUCGUCACGGCCGAGGGCCGUCUGACGCCAUCAUUACAUCAUGACCGGCCUCUCGGCACGGCAUGAUUAUCUUAUUUGAAGACCGGCCUCGUCCCCCGCACUGCGCGGACGAGGACCGUUGCUUGAUUUCAGAUCGGCCUCUCAUUGCCGACAUCAUUACAUCAUGACCGGCCUCUCGGCACGGCAUGAUUAUUUUAUUUGAAGACCGGGCUCAUCCCCGCGAUGCGCGGAUGACGGCCGUUGCUUGUUUUCUCAGAUCGGCCUCUCAUUGCCGACACCGUUAUAUCACGACCGGCCUCCCGGCUCGGCGUGCUUUCCAUAUUUGAAGACCGGUUUCAUCCCCGCUCCUCGCGGAUGACGGCCGUUGCUUGUUUUCUCAGACUGGUCUCUCAUUACCGAUGUUAUUAUAUCACGAUCGGCCUCUCACUGCCGACGCUAUCAUGUUAUGUUCGGCCUCUCGGCACGACAUAUUUAUCUUUUGAAGACCGGUUUCAUCCCCGCGCUGCGUUGGAUGAGAGCCGUUGCUCGGAUAUAUCGGCCUGACCGGACACUAUUGUCAUCUCCAUUAUCAGGACCGACUGCUCAGCGACAUUAUGAUCAUUGUAUAUCGGCUCCCAAUGCCGACCUUCUUGAGUUAGCGAUCGGGCUCACCCCUCCCUUCACGAGGGUGACCAUCGCCUUCGCAUGACAUUAUGUGUGACAUCACUUGUGGUUAUUCUUGGAACCGACGAACGUAUUUUCCUCCCUCAAAAAAAAAAAAAGAAAAAAAAAGAUGGGGAGAAGGGGAGACGAGAUCCUAUGAGAGAGGGAGUCUUGACGAGGUAUGCCUGAUCUUCCUUCGCCGCGUAUGACGAACGUCUCCCGACGCGGAGGCUAGUAGGAACGUGGGGGGGGCUAGACGUACCAAAGGGAACCUCGGCAAGAUAAACCAGUUCCUCCCAUGACCCGUGGUUCGAUGAACACCUUCUGCCAAAGCAGAAGGCUAGUAGGGCCACGAGCAUGGGACGACGAAGCAGGGAAUCCCGACGUGGAUAAACAUGUUCCUCCUUGCGAUCGUUGGAUGACCGAACGUCUUCUUCGAAGUAAGAAGAUUAGUAGGACCACGACAGGGACGAACGAAGAAUAGGGAAUCCCGACGUGGAUAAACCUGUUCCUCCUUGCAAUCGUUGGAUGACCGAACGUCUUCUUCGAAGUAAGAAGAUUAGUAGGACCACGACAGGGACGAACGAAGAAUUGGGAAUCCCGACGUGGAUAAACCUGUUUCUUCUCAUAGUUGGGAUGACGAACGUCUCCUGCGAAACCAGGAGACCAGUACUCACGAGACUUGGGAAGAACAAAGAUCGAGUUCUUUACCGGAGUCUGAUUGCGUGCCGAGUGUACACCGCUUAGCGGUCCGUACAUAGGACCACGGAUACGGUAGACGAACGAAGACCAACCCCAUGGGUCAGACAGGAGGGACCAGUUCCUUAUCGGAGUCUGUUGUGUGCCGAGUGUACACCGCUUAGCGGUCCGUACAUAGGACCACGGAUACGGUAGACGAACGAAGACCAGCUCCCCAGCUCAGACAGGAGGGACAUUGCCCAGAUUUAUUUCAGGCUCACCAUUCCUUCCCGGAUGGAGUCCUGGCAGACGAACGGCUUCUCACAGCCAAUCAUCAUAGAGACUUGACACAUCACCAGCACGGCCGAGGGCCGUGAGACGAUUAUCACUCACCGACAGGCCAAGGGCCAUGAGAUGAUCAUCACUAUUCUUAUGCAGUACGAUCGGCCCCUCAGCGCCAUCGUACCCAGCUCGGAGUUCAGCUCGUCCAUCCCUUCCAGGGUGGCGACGAACGUCUGAUGCAUCACGAUCGGCCCCUUAGCGCCAUCGUGUCCAGAUUCGCGGUUCGGCUCGCCCACUCCCUCCAGGAUGGCGACGACCGUCUUAUGCAGUACGAUCGGCCCCUCAGCGCCAUCGUACCCAGCUCACGUUCAGCUCGUCCAUCCCUUCCAGGGUGGCGACGAACGUCUUAUGCAUCACGAUCGGCCCCUCAGCGCCAUCGUGUCCUGAUUCACGGUUCGGAUCGCCCAUUCCCUCCAGGAUGGCGACGACCGUCUUAUGCAGUACGAUCGGCCCCUCAGCGCCAUCGUACCCAGCUCACGUUCAGUGACCGGGCUGAACUUGCAAGUAUACAAGUGCCGAUAUAGUAAUAAAAUACCGGUAAAUACCGGGUCGAUCCACAGGGAAAUGGUUGUUAUUAUAAAGUCGAAUAUUGAAUGCAAGGAAUGUAAAUGAUAUAUUUUUUUUCAGGAACUUUGCUCUUUGAGAUUGGUUUAAACAAGAAUGAGAAUUACUAAGGCAAUCGGGAUUCACCUAAAUGCUUUAAUAGUUAUUUAAUAAUAGUUCUUCUCCAAUAAUUAUGAAUACGAUGUCGCUAAUAUAUUCUCAACUCCGGUUAAGGCAGCGAGAGCGUGGUUUUCGUUACGUGUAAGUCCCAUUACGGCUCACAUUCAUCUACCGAAAACCCCGUUGAAUAUCAAGACAUCACACCCGUAUCAUAUAAGACCGGAUAUAUUUCUAUUCUCGGUGCUAUAUAUGUUUAUCCUUUAGUGUUCAUAGUUUAGACUUCAACGUUAAUUGCAAGCAUAAACUAAAUUUAACAUACUUCUAUGUUGUACACCAUAGUCAUAAACAAUCAAAAUAUAAAGGAUAAAUCACAAUUUAUUGGUUUAGAACUUUUAUCAAACAUCUAGUGUGCAUAGAGGUUCAUCCCUAGCCUUAGCUAAGAAAUUAGCCUCUAAUGCUCAUAUUAAUCACAAUACAAUAUUGAAAUGUAAUGGAACAUGAAAUUACAAAGGAAAUAAUACCUAAACACCAAUGAUUUCGGAGGUUGAAGUUUCCUCCUCAAGAACUUGAAGAAAAUACCAAGAACAAAAAUAUAAAAGCUAUGAUUUAAUCUAUGGAAUGGGAUGUCAUUGCUUGAUGAAUUAAGGGCUUUAUAUAGGCUAAAGAAUGGCAUCUUUUAGUCUAUUCAAGCCUAACAAUCGGGUAUGGAAGCAAUAUUUGAUCAGAUAUGGAGGAAGAUGGGUUUUUCCCAUCAGAAAUCUUCUGCACGUCGGACUGUUUUAGCAAAAAAUCGGAACAACCGGCGCCGGUUAUAGCAUGUCCGGCGCCGGUUGGUUGCAAAAAUGCCCCGGUUGUGCUGCGCCGGUUGGAAACAGGCCCGAUUUGGGCAAAAAAAUCCUGACGACCGGCGCCGGUCCUAGCGCCCAAACUUGUACUUUGCUUCUUUUCUUCGUUUGAUGCCCGAAAAUUGAUCCCGAAGUGCCGGUUUUCGAUCCCUUUUGAUUUUUAACCCUAUUUUCAUUGCUCCAUGUCGUAUUUCAUGUUUCCGCUAACUCGAGAAUAUUUAUCUGUUUCUGCUUCACAUUUUUGUACAGAUAAAUGUAAUUACUUUUGUAAAACAUAAGUAAUUAUUGUGCUUAUCAAAUUCCCCCACACUUGAGCGUUGCUAGUCCUCGAGCAAUGUUGUCGCCUUUUGAUGCCUUGGUUAGUUCAACAAAAAUAUAUGCACAAAAUAAAUUUUUAAAAGAGAGGUAAAAAAAAUGUUUGUAAACUCCUUUUUUCGUUCUCGGUCCAAAACCCAUUUUUCUAUUAAACACAAAAAAUAUCAUUAGAUUUAGAAAAAUUACUUAUACUCUUGAGAGGAGAUGAAUGGAUUGUGACUAGGAUUUUUUUGGGGGUGUAGGAUGGCUCUUUGGUGUAUUUGACUUUUCAGUAUAGAAGUGGAUCAGUUGAAACUCUUGAAAGAGAUCAUGAGUUUUUUUUUUUUUUUUUUUUAACUCAUUUGAAUUGGUUCUCAACAAGCAUCUACUGAAAGUUAUUUUGAUCAUCCCAAUUUAUUUGAUGAGAUAUGAGGGUGGCUUGUUUUCCACAAUGGUUCUUGAAUAUUUGAGAUGUACUUAAACCAUUGUUGGAAAUGAAAGAAGAUGGUGUUCCUAAUCACAAGAGUUCUUUUGGAAGUGGUUUUCAAGAGUAAAAGGUAGUGUAAAAAAAUCCAAAAAAAAUGAUAUUUUUAUGUGAAUAAUAAAAAAAAACUUUCUCAACCAAAUACCCAUUAAAAGGAGAAAUAACAUCAUUUUUUUUCUUCCCUAAAAAAAAAAUAUUUUGCACACAAAAUUUUGUUUAGCUACCCUUGAGAUGCACCCCCCACACUUAAGAUACAUUGUCCCAAUGUAUAAAUCAUAGGAGCAUAAAACUUCAAUCACCAUCCACAAAGCAUGUGUUUAGAGAAGAGUAUGUCAUAUGAAAUAACAAGAAUGAGAGUUUAAUUUUGUGGAUCGGGAGGGGGGUGUCCAAAUUGACCAUAGUAGUGUUGGGUGAAUUGCCCAAACCUUCGGUCAAUGCGGUCCAAAUGCUCUUCCAUCCUGGUUUGACGGGUACGGAGGUCCUCUUGGUUAGCCUCGUACAAGUUCAUCCUCGUAUGCAUACGGUCCAUGGAGUCAACAAUAUAAUCAAUGCCCUGUGCCAUGGUUCGCCGUGGUCGGGCUGCGGGUUGUGCGGCAGCUUCUCCCAUCUCUUCGUCGCCGUUCUCUUCCUUGCGAACCCAUGCAUCCCCCACCUUUUUGAACUGGAGGGACACCAUAGUGCUUGGCCUCAAAAUUUGGGCUGCGGCGGUGUACUCCACUUCUUCAUUACUAAGAUCGACGCCAAAACUCCUGAAAAUCAUCGUGAGUAAAAGAGGAUAAAUAAAGUUUUUAUCACCUCUUUUAGUUUUGACGACGCCCCUCAUUUCAGUCAUGAUGAGAGGGGCCAAAGGAAUGCCCUCGAUUUCUCCAAGUCCGUUCAUCAUUUUGUGCAUGAGGUAGAGGUCCAACCGCCGAAGCACAUGCGUGUCACUAGCUCGUGGCAAGAUGUUGAAACUCAAAAGGUAUGCAAUUAGUCUCUCUCGGGGUUCAAGAACACGGGCCUUAAGCUCCUCAUCGAAACCAUAGUCGUUCAUGACAUCAAUCUCGUUGUAGGCGGGGUCGGUGAGCACCACUACAAAGUUCAUUUCAACCGGACGACCAACGUUGGGGAUACGAAGCAAGUUGCACAAUCUUUGUUUGCUAAUGGUGAUUUUUGUGCCUUUAACCGUGCUCACAAUAUCCCCAUACAGGUCCAUUUUCCUCUCAAUAUUGGCAUAGAACUCCCGUACAAGCGUCGGGUAGAAUGCCCCAGUCAGAGUGAGCAUGACGGCCCAUCCCAAUUUGUUAAAAGCGUCGGAGAGUUGGUAGAGAGCUUCGAUCUCCGGGUGCACGGUCUUUUCAAUCACAAUUUUCCACUUCUUCCUUUGAUCAUACCAAGCCUCAUUCUCCGGGGAGGUGAAACGUGGUACGGAUGAAGAGGAAGAAGUAGCAUCAUUUCGUCGUUUAGGAGCCAUGGAACCUGCACAAUUAGUUCAACACAUGCAUGCAGCACAAUAUUCUUCAUCAAUCCAAGGUAAGGUUUCAAAAAGUUCUUUAAUUUCUUCAAAUUUCAUGUUCAUUCAAGGAUUCUUGCAACAAUCAUGUUAAGAGGAUUCUAUAUCAACAACAAGUCGUAUCAAUAUAUCUCUAAACAUCAAUUAUAAAAGGAAUUCACCCAAGAACAAGAAUUUCAACAUUAGGGUUCUUGGGAAAAUUUUUCAAGAAUUUUCCCCAAAUUUGAACUUUAAUCUCACAAACUUGAACAAGAAUCAUGUUUAUAUAUACCAAAUGAGUUCAAGGAACAAUCAUUCAACACUUAUAACAUAUAUUUUGUCAAAAUUUGUAAGAGAGAAAAGAUUUGAAGAAAUUUGGGUUUAGAGCCAAAAUACCUUGAAUUGAUGCUCAAAGAGUGAUGAAGAAGCCUCUAGAGGUGAUGUUUGAUGUAAAACCGAAAGUUUUGGGGACAAUUUGAGCUUGGGGCGGCGGAUUUGGGUGGUUUGGGGUGGUGGCCGGACGUUUAGGUCUUAAGGUUUGGGGGUGGUGUUCGAAAAAGUGGGCUCUUUUAACGGGUUGGGGCUGUUUUAAUCGCAGAGACCGGCGCCGGUUAUCAGGCGUCCGGCGCCGGAUGUUCCAAUUAGAUGCGCCCCGGACUUUCUGUUUCGGACCGGGGCCGGUUGCUUCUGACCGGCGCCGGUCUUUCCUUAAAAUUUUUAUAUAUAUAUAUAUAUUUUUUUAAUAUCAAACAUGAAUAAAUAUGAAUGUUGUUUAUGUGAGUAAACAUAUUUACUUAUAAGUGAUUUUUGAUCAAAUAUAAAUAAAAAAAUGAAUAUAACUCAAACAUAUUUAUUCAUAAUUGAAUUUUUUUUUUGUGUUGGGUUGCCUCCCAAUUAGCGCUCAGUUUAACGUCGUAGGCCGGACGCAACGUACCUCUAUUCUUCCAAUUGGCAUGCGGCGGUUGCCGAAGUGAUAUGGUACUCCAUGUAUGGCUUGAGCCGGUGACCAUUUACAAGGAAUGGUGUUUGGUCACCGUUUUGAAUCAUCAUUGAUCCGUAUGGGCGGACCUCGGUGAUUGUAUAUGGUCCUGACCAUCGGGAUUUGAGCUUUCCAGGGAAUAAUCGGAGCCGUGAGUUGAAGAGUAAUACCUUUUGUCCGACAUAGAACUCCCUCCGGUUAAUGUUCUUGUCAUGCCAAACUUUGGCCUUUUCUUUGUAGAUACGGGAGUUCUCAUAUGCAUCCCGUCGGAGCUCUUCUAGUUCAUUGAUUUGGAGCAUUCUCUUUUCUUUCCCAAGGGUGGUAUCAAGGUUCAGUUGAGAGAUAGCCCAAUGAGAUUUAUGCUCAAGUUCCACAGGGAGAUGGCAUGGUUUGCCAUAAACAAGCCGGAAAGGGGACAUACCGAGUGGGGUUUUAAAGGCCGUCCGGUAUGCCCAUAAGGCAUCAUCUAACUUUAGAGACCAAUCUUUCCUUGAAGAGUUGACCGUCUUCUCAAGAAUGGAUUUUAUUUCACGGUUGGAUACCUCCACUUGACCAUUAGUUUGAGGAUGGUAAGUGGCACCGGUUUUGAACAUGCACCCGUAUUUUUUUAGGAGCCCGGCAAAAUGGGUAUUCUUGAAAUGAGCACCAUUAUCACUAAUGAUACUUCUAGGAACCCCAAACCUUGAAAAAAUGUUCCUUUUUACAAAUUCUACUACCGAUUUGGCCGUGUUGUCCGGUAGAGCAAUGGCCUCCACCCACUUAGACACAUAAUCAACCGCAACAAGGAUGUAUUCCUUUCCAUGAGAUUUAGGGAAAGGGCCCAUGAAGUCUAUUCCCCAUACAUCAAAUAUUUCAACCACAAGAAUCAUGUUUUGUGGCAUUUCAUUCCUUCGGCUCAAAUUUCCGGUGCGUUGGCAACGGUCACAAGCUAGGACAAAGCUCCUUGCAUCUUUAAAGAGUGUUGGCCAAAAGAAUCCACAUUGGAGGAUUUUAGCCGCGGUUCGGUCCGGUCCAUGAUGUCCUCCACAAGGAAGAUUAUGGCAAUGAUCAAGGAUAGAUAACAUCUCCUCAUUCGGAACACACCGUCGUAUAAUUCCAUCGGCACAAUGCUUGAAAAGAUAUGGCUCAUCCCAAUAGUAAUGUUUGACAUCAUGUAAAAAUUUCUUUCUUUGAUGGAAAGUGAGCUCUUGGGGAAGAAUUUCUUUGGCAAGAUAGUUCACAAAAUCUGUGAACCAAGGUAAGGGAACUCCCUUUACUUCCAUGAGCUGCUCAUAAGGAAAAUCGUCAUGAAUUACCUCUAUUUUCGUGGUGGUAUUUGGCUCAAGACGAGAGAGGUGAUCCGCUACGAGAUUUUCACUUCCUUUCUUGUCCCGAAUCUCAAGGUCAAACUCUUGGAGUAAAAGCACCCACCGGAUUAGUCGUGGCUUAGCAUCCUUUUUAUUCAUGAGGUACCGGAUGGCGGAGUGAUCGGUGUAGACAAUCACCUUUUGGCCAAUGAGGUAAGACCGGAAUUUGUCAAAAGCAUAGAUGACGGCUAGGAACUCUUUCUCCGUAGUUGCAUAAUUGAGUUCCGCAUCAUGGAGUAACCUCGAUGCAUAGUAUAUGGCAUGAAGUUUCUUUUCUCUUCUUUGACCAAGCACAACCCCAAUGGCGUGGUCGCUAGCGUCGCACAUCAAUUCGAACGGUAGAGACCAAUCCGGUGAAAUGAUUAUUGGAGCCGAAGUAAGAGCUUUCUUGAGAGUGUUGAAGGCUAGUAAGCAAGAUGGAGAGAAAUCAAAAGUGGCAUCCUUGGCAAGUAAAUCACAAAGUGGUUUUGCGAUUUUUGAAAAAUCUUUGAUGAAUCGCCGGUAAAAACCGGCAUGCCCCAAAAAACUUCUUAUGGCUUUUACCGAAUGAGGAGGUGGUAAUUUUUCAAUAACCUCCACCUUGGCUUGAUCAACUUCGAUGCCUUGAGGGGAGAUUUUGUGCCCCAAGACAAUGCCUUCGGUCACCAUAAAGUGACAUUUCUCCCAAUUAAGAGCAAGAUGGGUUUCUUCACAUCGGACGAGCACUUUUUCAAGGUUAUUUAGGCAAACAUCGAAUGAAUUUCCAAAGACUGAAAAAUCAUCCAUAAAUACCUCCAUAUAAUCUCCAACCAUGUCCGAGAAAAUAGCCAUGACGCACCUUUGAAAGGUCCCCGGUGCAUUGCAAAGACCAAAUGGCAUCCUUCGGUAAGCAAAUGUCCCAAAAGGACAAGUAAAAGUUGUCUUCUCUUGAUCCUCGGGUGAGAUGGCUAUUUGAAAAUAGCCGGAAAAACCAUCCAAGAAGCAAUAAAAUUCAUGACCCGCCACUCUUUCUAGCAUUUCGUCCAUGAACGGUAGGGGGAAAUGGUCCUUCCUUGUGCCGGCAUUCAGUUUGCGGUAGUCAAUGCACAUUCUCCAUCCGGUAACCAUUCUAGUAGGAAUUAGUUCAUUCUUACUAUUGGUUAUAACGGUGAUUCCUCCCUUCUUCGGGACUACUUGCACGGGACUCACGAAGUUGCUAUCGGAUAUGGGAUAGAUAAUACCAUAGUCAAGAAGUUUGAGAACUUCCUCCUUGACUACCUCCUUCAUAUUUGGGUUGAGCCUCCUUUGAUGUUCCACCGUUGGUUUGUGGUUUUCCUCCAUGAGGAUCCGAUGCAUGCAUAGAGUUGAGCUUAUACCCUUGAUAUCCGCCAAGGACCAAGCUAUUGAUGAUGUGUGAGCUCUCAAUACCCGGAGUAAUUUCUCUUCUUGUAAAGGAGAAAGAGUAGAGGAAAUUACCACGGGGUAUGUAGAAUUAUCGCCAAGGAAUGCAUAUUUGAGAUGUACCGGUAGAGGUUUGAGAGUGGGCUUUGGAGGAGUUUGACUUGAUGGUUUGAGAAUAGACUUCCUUUGCCCAAGGUCUUCAAAUCUUUGCCGGUAAGGUCUAUGAACGACUUCUCCUUGUAAGAACAUCAUUUGUUGGAAAAUUUCAGAAUUUUCUUCUUCUUCGGAAUGCCCAAGUGUGAGACAUGCUUCAAGAGGGUCUUUUUGAAGUUCUUUUUCAAACAUCUCCCGAGUUAUAGUAUCAAUGAUGUCAAUACUAAAACACGUGGAGCUAUCAUGAUGUUUCUUCAAUGAAUCCCACACAUGGAAUUCUUGUUCAUCUUCUCCUACUCGGAAUUUGACAACUCCGUUCUUCACAUCAAUGAGGGCGGCGACGGUGGCUAGAAAUGAUCUCCCAAGAAUGAUAGGAAUUUCCAUUUCUUCCAUUUCCAAGAUGAGAAAAUCUACCGGAAAAUAGAAUUUUCCCACCUUAACUAGAACAUCUUCCAUAACUCCCAAUGGAUAGCGGAUUGUUCUAUCCGCUAAUUGGAGAGCAAUCGUUGUAGAUUGAAGUUCCCCCACACCAAGCUUUUUAAAGAGGGAAUGUGGCAUGAGAUUUAUACUAGCUCCGAGAUCACAAAGAGAUUUUACCUCUCCAAUUUUUCCAAUAGAGCAUGGGACGGUGAAACUUCCGGGAUCCUUCAACUUUGGGGGGAGUUUAUUUUGAAGGAUUGCACUACACUCCUCCGUGAGUGCUACGGUUGCAAAGUCCGCUAGUUUCUUCUUGUUUGAGAGAAUCCCCUUUAGAAAUUUGGCAUAAGAAGGGAUUUCCGCAAUAGCCUCCGCGAAUGGUAUGUUGAUGCUUAACUUUGUAAAAAUAUCAAGAAAUUUCUUGUAUUGUUUACCAUCAUCCUUCUUCUUUAACCUUUGUGGAUAUGGGAUAGGGGGAACAUAAUUUGCCAUAGUAGGGAGUGGCGAUAUAUGUUCCUCCAACUCCUCCUCGUCUUGUGUCGUUGGUGCUCCCUCCGGAGUUUUAGGGUCCUCCGUUUGUUUGCCACUCCGCGUUGUUAUGGCCAUGACGUUUUCCCUUGGAUUAACUUCGGUUGUUGUGGGAAAUCGCCCUUGUUCUCGAGUGCUUUUUCCUUGGGCAAUUUGCCCAAUUUGGACCUCCAAGUUGUGGAUAGAUGCCUUGGUGUAUUGUUCUAUGUUGUCCAUGCGUUGGUGGAGUUUCCGGUUUUGAUCUUCAAACCGGAGGUCAAGCUUGGUGAAUUGUGAGUGGAGAUUCCCAAUGGAUGCAUCCACUCUACUAUGAUUCUCCUCAUUUUGGGCUUUUACACUAGCCACAACAUUUUGAGUGAGAGUCUUCAUCAUUUCCUCCAUUGUUUGCUCUUUUUGCCCAUGUGUAAACCCGGAUGAGGGGUAAGAAGGACCUCCUUGUGGUUUACCUUGGUUAAACCUUUGUUGAUUGUUGGAAUAGUUGUUGCCUCCUUGGUACCCCCUAUUCCCGUAAGAGUUCAUAUAAUUCACGUCUUCAAGAGUUUGAGGUGAAUUACCUUCCGGUUGUGCAAUAUUCUCCACACUUGCUACUUGACUAGCUCCUCCAAUCACGGCUUGAAGAGCCGUGUGAAUAGAGGCUUGAAGAUCUUUGUGCAUAGCUUGUUGAAAAUCAGCAAACCGCUUGUCCAAUUCAUGAGCUAUGGACACCUCACUCACACCGGCUAAUUUGACAUCUCCUCCUUGUAGUUGAGGAUUGGAAGCAAUGGAUUCAAGGAUUCUCAAAGCCUCCGUUUCAGUUUUGUUGCCAAUAUAGCCCUCCGCACGGUUAUCUACAAUGGCUUGACAUGAAGAGUUCAAACCAUUGUAGAACGUAUCAAUUUGAAGAUCAAGAGGAAUGCGGUGAUGUGGGCAUUCCUUCAACAAGGCUUUGAAACGCCUCCAUGCGUCUUGGAAUAGUUCUCCAACUUGUUGUUUGAAGUUGAAGAUUCGUUGCCUUAGCUCUUGAGUCAUCGUGGGUGUAUAAUACUUGGAAAUGAAAGCAUUAUAGAUACCUUCCCACGUUGUGAAAGUUGCCGGUGUUUGCUCCAAGAACCAUCCCCUUGCUCCCCCUUUCAGGGUAUAGGGAAAGCUUUUGAGUUUAAGAUCAUCCUCGGUGAGACCAUGCCUAGGGAUUCCUUGGAUGAAUCCAUAGAACUCGGUGAUGAAGUUUAGUGGAUUCUCCCCCGGAAGGCCAUGAAAUUGAGGCAUAGCAUUGAAGUAGCUAUUUUUCAUUUCAUAGUCCCGAGCCGCCUCGCUUAGGACAAUGCAUGAGGGAGUGGCGGCAACCACGGGCCUCUUCCUUUCAUUGAGUGUUGGCAUCAUCUUUGCCUUUCUUUCCUUCCGGUUGUGUUUGAGAGUUCUUUCUAUUUCAAGAUCAAGAGGUUCAAGAUGUUUAGAACCUUGACUUCUCAAAUGCAUUCAAACACAAAGGAUAGUCUACACACAUGAAAUGAAAAGUACCCAAGAACAAGUGAAAAGCAAUGGGAAAUAAAAAUUUCAGGAUUUUGUUUGGUUGUUUUAACUCUAUAAUAACAAGCCGUAUUUCCCCGGCAACGGCGCCAAAAACUUGACCGGGCUGAACUUGCAAGUAUACAAGUGCCGAUAUAGUAAUAAAAUACCGGUAAAUACCGGGUCGAUCCACAGGGAAAUGGUUGUUAUUAUAAAGUCGAAUAUUGAAUGCAAGGAAUGUAAAUGAUAUAUUUUUUUUCAGGAACUUUGCUCUUUGAGAUUGGUUUAAACAAGAAUGAGAAUUACUAAGGCAAUCGGGAUUCACCUAAAUGCUUUAAUAGUUAUUUAAUAAUAGUUCUUCUCCAAUAAUUAUGAAUACGAUGUCGCUAAUAUAUUCUCAACUCCGGUUAAGGCAGCGAGAGCGUGGUUUUCGUUACGUGUAAGUCCCAUUACGGCUCACAUUCAUCUACCGAAAACCCCGUUGAAUAUCAAGACAUCACACCCGUAUCAUAUAAGACCGGAUAUAUUUCUAUUCUCGGUGCUAUAUAUGUUUAUCCUUUAGUGUUCAUAGUUUAGACUUCAACGUUAAUUGCAAGCAUAAACUAAAUUUAACAUACUUCUAUGUUGUACACCAUAGUCAUAAACAAUCAAAAUAUAAAGGAUAAAUCACAAUUUAUUGGUUUAGAACUUUUAUCAAACAUCUAGUGUGCAUAGAGGUUCAUCCCUAGCCUUAGCUAAGAAAUUAGCCUCUAAUGCUCAUAUUAAUCACAAUACAAUAUUGAAAUGUAAUGGAACAUGAAAUUACAAAGGAAAUAAUACCUAAACACCAAUGAUUUCGGAGGUUGAAGUUUCCUCCUCAAGAACUUGAAGAAAAUACCAAGAACAAAAAUAUAAAAGCUAUGAUUUAAUCUAUGGAAUGGGAUGUCAUUGCUUGAUGAAUUAAGGGCUUUAUAUAGGCUAAAGAAUGGCAUCUUUUAGUCUAUUCAAGCCUAACAAUCGGGUAUGGAAGCAAUAUUUGAUCAGAUAUGGAGGAAGAUGGUUUUUUCCCAUCAGAAAUCUUCUGCACGUCGGACUGUUUUAGCAAAAAAUCGGAACAACCGGCGCCGGUUAUAGCAUGUCCGGCGCCGGUUGGUUGCAAAAAUGCCCCGGUUGUGCUGCGCCGGUUGGAAACAGGCCCGAUUUGGGCAAAAAAUCCUGACGACCGGCGCCGGUCAUGGGGCAUCCGGCGCCGGUCCUAGCGCCCAAACUUGUACUUUGCUUCUUUUCUUCGUUUGAUGCCCGAAAAUUGAUCCCGAAGUGCCGGUUUUCGAUCCCUUUUGAUUUUUGACCCUAUUUUCAUUGCUCCAUGUCGUAUUUCAUGUUUCCGCUAACUCGAGAAUAUUUAUCUGUUUUUGCUUCACAUUUUUGUACAGAUAAAUGUAAUUACUUUUGUAAAACAUAAGUAAUUAUUGUGCUUAUCAUUCAGCUCGUCCAUCCCUCCCAGGGUGGCGACGAACGUCUUAUGCAUCACGAUCGGCCCCUCAGCGCCAUCGUGUCCUGAUUCACGGUUCAGAUCGCCCAUUCCCUCUAGGAUGGCGACGACCGUCUUAUGCAGUACGAUCGGCCCCUCAGCGCCAUCGUACCCAGCUCACGUUCAGCUCGUCCAUCCCUUCCAGGGUGGCGACGAACGUCUUAUGCAUCACGAUCGGCCCCUCAGCGCCAUCGUGUCCUGAUUCACGGUUCGGAUCGCCCAUUCCCUCCAGGAUGGCGACGACCGUCUUAUGCAGUACGAUCGACCCCUCAGCGCCAUCGUACCCAGCUCACGUUCAGCUCGUCCAUCCCCCCAGGAUGGCGACGAUUGUCUUAUGCAUCACGAUCGGCCUCUCAGCGCCAUCGUGUCUCUUUCACGUUCGGAUCGCGCAUCUCUUCCAGGAUGGCGACGAACGUCUUAUGCAGUACGAUCGGCCCCUCAGCGCCAUCGUACCCAGCUCACGUUCAGCUCGUCCAUCCCCCCAGGAUGGCGACGACCGUCUUAUGCAUCACGAUCGGCCUCUCAGCGCCAUCGUGUCUCUUUCACGUUCGGAUCGCGCAUCUCUUCCAGGAUGGCGACGAACGUCUUAUGCAGUGCGAUCGGCCCCUCAGCGCCAUCGUACCUGGCCUCACGGUUCGGCUCGCACAUUCCCUUCAGGAUGGCGACGACCGUCUUAUGCAGCACGUCUGCUUCUCGGCGCUGACAUGCCCGGUUUAUCGAUGAGAGCCACCGCUUUCUAUCACAUCUCACAUUCCUUCUCUCAUACAUUGCACCCAUACAUUACAUGCAUUCAUGCAUUCAUGCAUCAUACCUCAUACAUUCAUACAUACACGCGUGCAUCAUGUUUUGACAGUACCGCGACGUCGGUUUAUAGAUGCAUGGACCUCUAAGCUUCUCCGAUUGGAAAGCUCGAGUCAGAGUGCUUUACUCCCGCCUGAUGCAUUCAGGCGGAGUGUGCCCGUGGAGGAGCACCCUUCGCCCGACCCUGUCGGGAAGGGGGGUGCCUCACUGGUAGAUUACGUUCAGGAGUGCAGACACUCACUCAUAUAUGAUGAUUAUGUGAAGACACAGUUUCCAGCAAGACAGAGGAAGGGCGCAGGCAGAGUAUAUUUUCUCGAGCAGAUUCGCGAGCUCACUACUCAAGAAACUGGGGGACUUGUGUUGGGAUAUAUUAUCCCGGCCUAUUACUGUUCAGGAGCCCAAGACAUUACUCACUACGGAGCCCGAGCAGCUAGGCCCAUUUCGGCCCAUCCGGCCCACUUUAGCCAUUUCGGCCCGCUUCGGCCCACGCGGCCCGUUAGGGUGGAGAGCAUCCCCUCCCCCUAUUCUCUAUAAAUAUGGGAGCUUCCCUCCAUAUUAUGGACCCUUUUUAGCUCUUCUUCCUCCUUUCUUUUAGACUUAGCUCAAAUACCCCAUGAAUGGGAGCUUGUACAAUGUAAUGGUGAGGAGAGUCCUAAUGAGAAUUGAGAGGGCUUGGACAUUAGCCUAAAAAGUCCCGUGGUUUUCUC